AUGUCGUCGUUUGGUGUCCAAGCCGUCAACAAGCGCAGUGGAAAACAACAGACGUUUUUUCAAAUACGCAACGACCAAAACAAGUUAGAGCUCAACCUGUUGGAUGCCGUUCUAUGUGAAUUUCCUGAAGAAAUUCUCAAGAUGAAGAAUUUGGAGGUAUUGAAGCUCUGUACAGACCACAUACACAGCAUACCCGACACCUUUACAGCUCUAAGUGAGCUAGAAGAACUGUACCUACAUACGAGUGAUCACGAGACCACAUCGAUGGAUCGUUUGGCGCCUCAGAACGUCGGUCUUCACGAAGUACCUAGGUUUAUCACUAGGUUGAAGCAACUACGAGUUUUGUCUGUUAGAGGCAACCCGAAAAUUCCAUCACUGCUGCAUUGUAUCACUUCCAAUCAACAUCCUACUGCUCUGGUUGAAGUGGAAAUGGUGAAAUGUAGGGUGCAAACGGCGACUUUGUCUGAAUGCUUUGGCAGUAGGGCAAUACGCAAAUUGGAUUUAUCACAUAACUAUGUGGGGUUUUUCAAAUGUGAUAAUACAAGCAAACAAUAUGCUUUGGAAGAGUUGAAAUUGUCAGGAAACCCUGAUCUACGCGUUGAGUUUGUAGCGAUGACCACUUUGAAAGCAUUAUAUUUGCGUGGGUGUGGUUGGAUGGUGCCUUCAAAUAUAGUACUUGGACUCAAGAACUUAGAGUGUCUGGAUUUGUCACAUAAUAAGAUAUUGCCAUCGAAUUUUGGCUGGCCCUUUGAACGUCUCACCAAGUUGAAAGACUUGAAUUUGCGUGGGUGUUACAUGGAAGCGGUGCCAUUAGAAAUGAGGUCGCUCAUAGAGCUAGAGCGUCUGAAUUUGGCAGUUAACAAGAUAUCAGGGUCUUCUCUAGGCUCUGCAUGUAAAGGUCUUACUAAAUUGAAAGACUUGGAUUUGGCAUGCUGUCACAUAGAAGAGUUGCCAUUAGAAAUGACAGCAUUCAAGGAGCUAGAGCGUCUUGAUUUGUCAUGGAAUAUGAUAUCACAAUCUUUUCUUGAAUCUUUAUGUGCAGGUUUCACCAAGUUGAAAGACUUGGAUGUAUGUAAUUGUGGCAUAGAAGAGUUGCCAUCAAAUAUGAGGGCACUCAAGGGGCUAGAGCGUCUAAAUGUGUCAUUGAAUAAAAUAUCACUAUCUUCUCUUGGCUUUGCAUGUGCACUGCUCACUGAGCUGAAAGACUUGAAUUUGCAUGACUGUGGCAUAGAAGUGUUGCCAUUCUAUGUGAAAGCACCUAGGAAGCUGGAGCGUUUGAAUUUGUCAGUGAAUAAGAUAGCACAAUCUUCUCUUGGCUUGGCAUGUACACUCACUAAGUUGAACUACUUGGACUUGCAUGAGUGUGGCAUAGAAGAGUUACCAUCAAACUUAAGUGCACUCAAGGAGCUAGAGAGUUUGGAUUUGUCUUUGAACAAGAUAUCACGAUCUUCUCUUGCCUUUUCAUGUAAACAUUUUACUAAGUUGAAACACUUGGAUUUGAAAAAGUGUGGCAUAGAAGAAUUGCCUUCCGAAAUGAGUGCACUUGAGGAGCUAGAACAUCUCAAUUUGUCAUGUAAUAAGAUAUCACAAUCUUCUCUUGGCUUUGUAUGUGCACAUCUCACCAAGUUGAAACACUUGGAUUUGCAUGAGUGCGGCAUAGAAGAGUUGCCAUCAGAAAUGACUGCAGUCAAGUAUCUAGAGCGUCUGGAUUUGCGAUGGAAUAGAAAUUUGAAGUGUCUUCCCACAGAAAUUGAAAUUGGUAUAUUGGAGAUUUCAGUGACAUCUAUCAGUUAUCUUCCUAAGCGAAUUGUACUCAGUCCCAAAUUGAAACAAUUGGACGCUUCUGGCUGCCCACUUGUGUUUCCACCCGUUGAAAUAUAUCAACAAGGUGUUCCUGCUAUGAGGCAAUACUUCAUCGAGUCGGAGAAGACAAUAGCAGUACGACGAGGCAGACUGAAAAUUUUGGUAAUGGGAGUCACGAUGGCAGGCAAAACGAGCCUCGUUAAAGCACUGGUAAAAGGCGAAUCAUUUCUAACAGGAAUUGAAGACCGAACUAUAGGGGUCAUAGAGACAGUGAUAAGAAUUGAUGACAAGAGGGAAUGGAAAGUGAUAGACUGUGGUGGCCACAAAGCAUAUAUGCUGACCAAUCAGUUGAUGGUCAGUGACAACGCAUUGGCAUUGAUCGUCGUUGACUCUAGUCGAUACGACUUCAGUGAGCACUGUUUCCGUCAGAAUGUCGGAGAUUUCUUGGAAGUUUUGUACGAGAGAAACACCAGAGCUCGCGUUGUUUUUGUCGUUAGUAAAGUCGACGAAAUGAGUAGGCCAAGACAAGAGAUCAAUGCCAAAUGGAAUGAGCAUCUUGCCACUCGUCUUGCUGAAUUUCUGAAAAUGAGAGAAGAUCAGAUUAAUCGAAUGGCCGGCAUUGCUGCACCAGAUGGUAAGGAUCAAAGCGAUUACUUAACAGUCAAUCUUCAAUUUCUUCGUUUGCAACAAAUAACGAUAGAGAAGAAGGCAGUAGUAACGAGUGCAGCCACAUAUGAAGGAGUCGAAGCGUUAAAGAGUCUUUUGGAGAUGUUGUCUCAAGAUGUAACUUUGCUGCCUUCGCUGGAAGCACGUGUGCCGGAAUCGUGGGCGACUGUUGAAGACAAGUUGGUGAUACACCAAGCUGAUAUUGGCGUCCCUAUUACACAAGUGUCCGAUGCCAUCGCUCUUGGUGAUAAACACGGCCUUGCAGCGGAUGACUGCCAUUCUUUGCUUAAUUAUCUUCAUCAAGCUGGAAGCAUUUUGUAUUACUCUCGCCUCCCCGUCUUGUCCGACGUUCUUUUUCCAUCGUCUUCAUCCGUAGUUAACUUGCUCAAAUGUGUAUUCAGACACGAUCAUCAAUCUUUGUCUUACGACAGUCGAUUCGCUAGCGCGAAUAUCGCUCCUCAGCAGUUCGAAGCGAUGAAACGCGAUUUAGUUUCUAACGGCAUUGCCAGGAUCUCAAUGCUGUUGGCACUGUGGAGCGAGUUUGCGCAUAUUAACGAUCGACAUGUCGACGUAUUUAUUAGGCUAUUUCUUGCCCUCGACUUUGCUUAUCUGACUGCACCAUCGGAAGAAGUAUUACAGAAUAUGCCGGAGGACGUCAAAAGUUGGACGUUUGCUAUAGACACGAACGUGUUAUCGCGUCAACAGCUAUCGUCGACGAGCAGUCUUGACGUCACCAGUGCAUCCGACGCUGACAGAAAGGAGGCACCCCAGUGGCAGACGGAUAAGAUGGAGAAAUUUAUUUCCUAUCUUAUCAGUAACGACGUUGGGUUGCUAUUACCUUGGCUGCUUGCUGAGGAGAAACCGUCGGAUGUUCGUUUACAGUGGCCCAUAGAAGAGUGUCGUGGUGUAAUGCAAGUUGUAGUAAAAUAUUCUUUUGCAUACAACUGUCCUCUUGGACUAUUUGAGCGAUUGUCUGCUCGAUGUCACCGCCAUUCUAACUACGUUCGUCACUGGAGGAACGGAUUUCUACUUUGCUAUGGUUCGGUUACGUUACUCUGUGAAUGUAGUAGAGGCUCUUCCUCUGGCUCUGUUUCUCUUCACGGAAGAGUCCCGUCGUCUCGUCAUAGCGCCGCUAGACUGUGGCACGUUCUCAUUCGUUGUAUGAGCGAUCUGGAAGAUCUCCUUACAUCCAUUCCCGGUGCUCUGGUCGACCGCAAUAUUUGCGAUGUGUCGUCUUCGCUCAGUAGUCAAGUCGGCUUGUUUCGUCAAGCAAACCGAUUCAGGCCAUCGUCUAGGUGGCCGCCGUUUGUAGUUGAUCUCGUUGCCGGUCGUUACAGUCGAGAGAUGUGUGAACAUAUCCGAGCGAUAGAGCAAGUCACGAGCAGUGUUGAAACAACUUCUUUGUGUGAGGUGCUGUCUCCUCUGGGUGGAACGCCAGUGGAAGAAGUUGAUUUGCGAGAAGCGGCAUCAGCUAUAGGCACGUCGUGGUCACACUUUGCUGCCAUUGUUGGCGUUGCCCAGUCUGUUGUUGCUGAUAUACGUCGACAGUUUCCCAAUAGUGACGAUGCAAUGAUUGCCGCAUUGGAGAUUCUGACGGAAUGGGUUAGAUGUAAAGGUGGCAAGCUGAUGGUUUCUGAACUGUACGAUGCCUUAUUCGUUGCUCGUCUUCCGACUCCUGAACAUCAGUUGCAUCGUUUCAUGUCACCUGAUGCAGCAACUGGACUGAGAAUAGUUGAAGAGACGUCGAACCCUGACUCUGGAGUUCAAAUACUAGGAACAGUUGAAAGGGAACUUAGAAGCAGCGACACUGAUGCUGAUGAAGGAGACAUUUCCACUGGUGCCACAGUUGUUGUAGCUGCAACAACUAUGAUAGAAGAAUCAAUAGAAGACAGGAGAACAGUUUGUAAUGCUGACGAGGUGUCGUCAAACGAGCUGAAUUGUCUUGCUGAUGUGAUAAAAAGCUAUUGGCAACAGUUUGCAUCAUUUCUAGAACCAGACUUGUUUACACUCGGAGAAAUCACUGCUAUAGAGCGUCAGCGUCCACAGAAUCCGUGGUUUCAAGCUAAAAUCAUGUUGGAUACUUGGAAAAGCAGACUUGGUGUUAACGCUCAUCGUCAAUCCCUAAUUAAAGCAUUACUUGACUUAAGACGGAGACAUGAGGCCAAUCAGUUGUUUGGACAGAAAAUUGUAGAUAACGUAGCAAAGCAGCAGUAAAUGGUACUAAAGGAUUGAGAGAGCUGCAUGACUAUUAAAGCAUUUAGUAAAAGCAACUGCGUACACAAUACAGAGACAACGUUGGAUUUGCUGUUGACAACUUUACGUAUUGUGGAAUUCAUCUUGAACUGUACAUACUAUAUUAGUAUAUAGUUAUGGUAGGGGAUUUUUGUGAGGAGGUAUAGUUACAGCAAUUCAAAUACUUCUAUACGUCGUCGCAAACUUUAACACAGUUGCAGUAAUGAGUGACACACUUAUUAUAUUAUAUAUCAUAAUUUCAUUAUUGUUUGAGAUGUAAGGAUAUGCCAAUUGUACCUACAUAGUAGUGAAAUGUUUCCACAGCUGGGCAGAAAAUAUUUCAACUUACAUGUGCUUUUACACUCAUGAUGAUGUGUGGUGCCAC
Corticium candelabrum is the source of this 5086-nucleotide messenger RNA. Its product is annotated as malignant fibrous histiocytoma-amplified sequence 1-like. Gene Ontology annotation, molecular function: protein binding; GTP binding. The transcript has 7 exons. Gene Ontology annotation, biological process: signal transduction. The coding region runs from base 1 to 4683 and encodes 1560 amino acids. The record is from RefSeq and is a predicted model, not a curated record. NCBI's taxonomy places the organism in Eukaryota, Metazoa, Porifera, Homoscleromorpha, Homosclerophorida, Plakinidae.